This is a messenger RNA of Aspergillus wentii DTO 134E9, 701 nucleotides long. RefSeq lists its product as uncharacterized. The coding region runs from base 247 to 597 and encodes 116 amino acids. The record is from RefSeq and is a predicted model, not a curated record. The transcript has a single exon. NCBI's taxonomy places the organism in Eukaryota, Fungi, Ascomycota, Eurotiomycetes, Eurotiales, Aspergillaceae.
GACACAGACCAUUUCUCAAACAAUGAAUGGCUUUUGUACUCAGCUCAAGUUAUUGACCACUUCAGGUGGGUUCGAGAAUGUCCUGUCACCUGUUAACGAAUUCACAACUCCCAAAAAAAGAAUUAGAGCAGAAGGGAAUGCAGGUUGACAAGUAUAAGGAAGAGAUGGAAGUGAAGGAGAAAAACAACCAGGUCUUGGUUAUGAGUUUGCAAAGUAUCAUGAAAAAAAGCCCACAAACAUGAAGGAAUGCAAGAGCAGCUACAUUCCAUUAGAAGAGGUCUUGAUGAGAAAAAGAAACACUGCGCUGAAAAAGAUAAAUUGGUCGAGGAACUGAAAAAGAAAAACGACGACUGCCAGCGGUCUUGCCACGAAGCACGCAAAAAGGUCAAUAUUGCGAACGGCAACAUUGAUAAACUACAGAAAAAAAUUAAAGAGCAAGACAAAACGAUAGAAACAAUGAAAGGGCUCAUGCUGAGCUUGAAACACUUUUAUCGGAAAGCAAAAACGCAGCAAAACGGACGACGGAGACCAACGUAUUUUGGCAGCAGUCACUCCAGGAAAAUCAAAAACAACUCCAGAAAAUUGAAGGUUUAUUAAUACGGAGCCACCAGGAGGAUGAAGAUCAAAUGUAUGGCGUGCAGAUCUAUUUGAAAUGAUUUACUUACCAGUCAUGUCAUUCUAGGGUCCAGAAAUUCAACGCC